CGCCUUUUAGCAGGAUACAUGGGCAUUCUAGCACGGAAUGCAAAUAUGUUGCCAAUUAACUUCGAGUCAUGGCAUAAAGUGCCCGAGAGUAACAAGAACCAAGCUCUCGAUAACAUUAAGACGAGAUUUACUCUAGAGGUCUCCGAUGCUUAUGUAAAGAAGGCAUUGGGAAAAAGAUGGAGAGACCAUAAGAGCACUUUAAAGAAAGACUAUUUUAAGACAAAAAUAACACUCGACGAGAAAUUACAAAAUGUCCCGCCGGGAAUGCUGAGGUACCAGUGGGAAGAGGUCGUUAGAUUUUGGACUUCGAAGAAAGGAGAGGAUCGUGAACGAGUUGGAACAAGCAGUAGGAAGAAACAAAAAUUCAUGCACACAGCUGGGUCGAGAAGUUUUACGUGUGUAGCUCAGGCCGAGGAAGUGUUGUCGGGUCAAAAAGUUAGACGCCUUCAACUUUUUGACAUUACACAUAGGAAGAAAGAUGGAAACCCUAUGACUCCUGAAGCUGUAGAAAUUAUAGUACGUUUGCUUAAUACAAUUUGACUUGUUUUAAUUAUUUA
Molecule: messenger RNA, 557 nt
Organism: Gossypium raimondii (Peruvian cotton)
Lineage: Eukaryota; Viridiplantae; Streptophyta; Magnoliopsida; Malvales; Malvaceae
Exons: 4
Coding region: 19-540 (173 amino acids)
Source: RefSeq, a predicted model, not a curated record